ACCACUUUUACUUGCUUUCUACAGGACUGGUAUCAUCAAUCAAAGCUUGUAAGUACCUUUGCAUUUCUUUUUCAAAGCGAUUUGUGAGGAGAACUGCACAGUUAUGAAUGUAUUAGAUCACUCAUCAACAGGCAACAAAGAAGGAUCUGUUUAUCAUCAACGUGGUGUGAUUGCAGUUUUAGUGUUUUCAUCAGAUGCUACAUUAAAUCUGCUUGUUUCUUUGUUUCAGAACCAUGAACCGUACAAACCCAAUGAAUGCAGGUGAGGUGCUCCAGAAAGGAGACUUCCUGAUGUCUCCAAAUGGGCAGUGGAAGGCUACUUUGCAGGUAAGUAAAUCAGGACUUUGCAGUUUUCUAUUUUGGUGAUGGAAAUGAAAAUUUUACUGACUGCUGGUUGUCUCUAAUCUUGUGUGCAGGCCGAUGGUAACUUGUUGAUAUACAACAUGUCCACUUCAUGGAGAACAGAGAUUGCUCCAUCAGAUGGCUCCCAUUUGAAGGUGGAGCCUAAUGGUGACGUGGUCAUUUACAACAACAAUGAAGCCAAGUGGAGAACAAACACAGGUACUCCAAGUGCUGAUGUCAAAUGCACUUUCAAGUUGACCGAUGAAGGCAAGCUGGUGGUGAGCCACGCCAGUGCUGUAAAAUGGAGCAAACCUAAGUAGGGAGGCAAAAAAGAUCAAAUGAGUCAAGGAGCCUCUUGAAAUUGAGUGCAAAGAAAUUCUUCACUGAAUUUCUGCAUGAAUUUCAUUUCACCCUCCUGAAAUGUAUUCUGCUAUGUAAUAAAAGCAGAUCUUACCAGA
Molecule: messenger RNA, 799 nt
Organism: Xyrichtys novacula (pearly razorfish)
Lineage: Eukaryota; Metazoa; Chordata; Actinopteri; Labriformes; Labridae
Source: the annotation of a GenBank genome assembly